CCUCCACCUCGUCUCCCCGGCGCCACAUCGCCGGCCACCGCAGACCUCCUCUCACCACCUCUCCCCUAGCCUCCCUCCACCCAGAUCAGCCGCGCAGUCCAAUCUAGCGCCAGAUCCGCGCAACCAGAUCUGCCACUCUCGAUUUGACCUGUUUCCGCGUGCGCGUCGCAGGUUCCGGCGGCGAUGGCGGCGAGGCUCGCGCAGCUGUGGACCAAGGCGGCGCAGGCGGCGGACUUCGCGUCCAAGCACAGCGGCGCAUACUACAAGGAGGCCGUGGAGAAGAACAAGCAGUACGUCGUGCAGCCCGCACCGUUGAGAAGUGCCAGGAGCUCUCCAAGCAGCUCUUCUACACGCGCCUCGCGAGGAUGAAGUACAUCGCUGCCUACCUGCUGGCCUACCUCGGUGGCAACUCCUGCCCCUCUGCAGAGGACCUGACCUCCACCCUGGAGUCAGUUGGUUGUGAAAUCGAUGCUGAGAGGCUGGAACUCUUGCUGUCCCAAGUGAAGGGCAAGGACAUCACUGAGCUCUUGGCUGCUGGUAGGGAGAGGUUCACUUCAGUUCCAAGCGGUGGUGGUGGUGCUGUUGUCGCAGCAGCUGCUCCCACCAGUGGCGGUGCUGCUCCUGCAGCUGAGUCCAAGAAGGAAGAGAAGGUCGUUGAGAAGGAAGAGAGUGAUGAUGUAAGAACAUUGUUCUCACCUUUGCCUUUUUUACCAACUUCCAGCAUCUUAUAUAAGCCAUUAUCAGAACUUGGUUGAUUUACAGUUGAUAUUAUCCUGUCUGCACAUUCCUCUAGUUUGAUGAGAAAAUUUCUAACAGUUUGAUGAGAAAAUUUCUAACAGUUUAUAUGCACAUUCCUCUAUCUUCAGCAUCGACAUUUGGCCAAGAAACUAGAGUCUAUGAUGUUUAGUCUUUCUUUAGCUGAGUUGUGAAACACCGGGAAGACUGUUUUGAUAUGUAAUUCAGCCCUUGGUUGCUGGUUGAUUUACUGGUGAACCAUACCAUUUUGCUAUCCAAAUUUCGUGCUUUCUCAGCUA
Messenger RNA from Lolium perenne, 1034 nucleotides. Lineage: Eukaryota; Viridiplantae; Streptophyta; Magnoliopsida; Poales; Poaceae. The record is from RefSeq and is a predicted model, not a curated record.